This is a messenger RNA of Durusdinium trenchii, 2777 nucleotides long. The record is from the annotation of a GenBank genome assembly. Lineage: Eukaryota; Dinophyceae; Suessiales; Symbiodiniaceae.
CGCCCCUGCAUGCCAUAAAAGAAAAGAACCCACUCUUCAAAACCAUAGGAGAGUCGCAUUCUCAGAACUGAGACUGACUUUUUGGUCUUCGCCGGUGACUUGGCUGCACUUGUUCAACAAGGUAGAUGGCGAUCACGCGUCCUUUUUGGAGCGUGUGUGUGUGUGUAGCCCUCAAAAAUCAUUGGGAGCCUGUCGACAUCUGUUUACUUUUCCAGGGGGCAAUAGACACUUUGGAAGGCAUCGCCCAACGAAAACAUUUUCCAAGGUGUCGUCAUAGGACUUGGGGCGCCAAAGUCGCGUACUUGCUGAGUAUGACUUUAACUCUCAAUUUGGCCCCGCGGUAGCUAGGACAAGUGACCGGCCAUUCCGCAGUCGCGCAUUGGCUUUGCGCUUGGAACUUUGAGCUUCGAGCUUCCUUUACUUUUUGACUUGGAGGAUUUGAUAGCUGAACCCUGACGCACGACGCAUGGUACUUCGAUUUACUUCGCUUAGGCAAGUUUUUACUUAGGAAUCUUCAGGGCCGGUCGAACUUUAUCCCGAGCGUGUCUCUCCAUCCUUGAGAGCCCUCCGUGGCCCAGCCGAGCUGGGGGUGAUCGUUGCGAGCAAGCAACAGUCCGUGCGGACAGCAGGAGCCCUCGAUGGCGAACGUGAAUGAUAAGACUUGACGACUUGGUUUUGAUUGGAGCAGGCCUCUGAGCCAGCAGGAGCCCGUAGCGGACAGAAGUGGCCAGCGUUUACCAAGGCAGCGCAGGCCGGAGCGUCCGCAGCUUUGAACACGACAUCAUGCGAUCUCCGCGAGGGCCUCAAAUUGAUAGUCCGUGUUCACACAAACAUACCAAACUAGGCACUGCCUCUUAUACUGAGGUUUGGUCUUUUGUCUUGCGCCCUUCUGUUUGGUUUCCCUGUCAUUCGCAACCACGUACCUUUCCCGCUUUGCUUUCACGCCCCUCCGUCUUCAUGACGCUUCAUCCUUUUCGUCUAUUGCGCACAAUCUGUUGGGACCUUAAUGCGCACGCACAUCUACCUACCAGGUUUCCGUAAUGGGGCUUGGCUCAUUUGUUUGUCCCUGGUCACUUGGUGUCCCCUCUAUUGCGUUCGCCGGCAUCGGGCGCCUUUGAGUCUUUUCAUUUCUCGUUUGUGCGUGUGUCUGUGAUUGAACGCCCCCAACCCGGGGAAUCUCGUCCCUUUUCUUUUCUCUCUCCUUUCAUUGCGUUGCCCAAAUCGAGGCAGAAAAGACGAGGGAGAACCUGUCAGUUGACCACUCCGCCUUCCGCCUCCCUCCUCCUUCAUUCUUCUGUUUUCCUUUCCUGUCGCCUUGGAAUCAUAGGGGGCCUGUGGGUUUUUGUUUUGCUUCUCGGAGGCAAUGGACACUUUGGAAGGCAUCGCCCAACGAAGACCUUUCCAUCGUGAUAGGACUUGGGGGCUGUGAACGUUGUUUUCCCUUUGACCUACUUGGAGGAUUCGAUAGUUGAACCCUGUAGAUAGUGAAAUUAUGAAAACCCGCCGGCAGGCUAAGCUGAAGCUGUUCCUGCGAAGGAAGUGAGUAAUAGGGGGUGUGGGGGAAGAGCGGGCCAAUGUGGCGGCUUUCAUCAUACUUGUAGCCUGGUGGGGUUUAUGUCUUUUUUGCAGAGGCUAACUUUGGGUAGUUGGCGGCGCAGAAGAUGCAAGGUGAAGUUGCUGCUGCACCAUUUGCACCACCAAGUUGUAUGAGGCUACAAUCGUCAACAACGCCAAUAUUGAGAAGGGAGUAACUUUCAUUCCGCUUUCUCUUGCGUUCAUUCUGCUUUCAUUUGCGUUCACGUUGCUUUCAUUUGUAUUCAUUCUGCUUUCCUUUGCUUUCAUCUAUCUGUCAGAGCCAUGGGUUCUUGGCAGAGACCCCGUCGACUGGCUCCACAAGCACGCAACUCAACUACAGUAGUGGUUCUGUUGACGCUUGAUUGUUGAAUACGCUAAACAAACCCAAGCGUUUCCCUGUGACCUGAUAGAGCCGUGGUUCAACAAGCGAGCAAUUGAAGCAGCGGUUUUGCUGUCGCUUGAUGUUUGGGUAGGCCAUCAAAAUCUCUCCAGACCAUAGAGUCAAUGAACUCCUGGAAAGUUCAGGAAUUUUGGCGGUUGAGAAUCAACAGCAAAUCCUGUACAUGUCAUGUUGACCUUGUCAAGUUAGGCAAGUUUUCAGUCGGGAGUUUUCAGACCAAGUGGUAUUCAGACCGUACAUACGUUAUCCCGAGCGUGCGCAAGCAUAAACGAGGCUUGUCCAUGCGCGCGCCACCUUCAGGAUGGCAACGGUUGUCCAGUGGACGGUCGAAGACGUGGCCUCAUGGUUGGAGCAAUGUUUGCUAUUGCCAUAUGGUGAAGAAUUCUUGCAGGCUGGUAUAGAUGGCGUGCAGCUGGUUCAUUUGACGCGUCAGGGCCUGCUGGGCUUGGGCGUUGACAAGGAAGAGCACAUCAAAUGUUUGUUGGAUCAUGUUUCGGUACUUCGAAUCCAGUGGGAAAGAAGUCUGCGCGCUGCCUGUCAGGGCCAACCGACAGACAUGCCAUCGGGCUUCGAUGCUUCAUGGAGGAGCGAGUCAGCUGAUGGACAGUGUACAAGAACAAAGCAUCGUGCAAGAAUGGUUUGGCCACGUGUGGGGUCUCCAAUUCUGCGUGCGACCUUCCGAGGUUCAAGGCAAAAUGAUGAAGAAUGUCAAAAGGAGUUGCACGACGCCGCCUGCAAGGUGCGCGAGCCCUGCCGCCAGCCAGAAGUGGGAAAGGACGAAGCACAGGACUGUCAACAAGGU